This is a messenger RNA of Cotesia glomerata, 960 nucleotides long. RefSeq names its product ATP-dependent DNA helicase RRM3-like. The transcript has a single exon. Gene Ontology annotation, molecular function: DNA helicase activity. Lineage: Eukaryota; Metazoa; Arthropoda; Insecta; Hymenoptera; Braconidae. The coding region runs from base 1 to 960 and encodes 319 amino acids. Gene Ontology annotation, biological process: DNA repair; telomere maintenance. The record is from RefSeq and is a predicted model, not a curated record.
AUGGGUGGAAUAACUGUUGUUUUAGCUGGUGACUUCAGACAAACUUUACCUGUUGUACCACGAGGUACACGUGCAGAUGAAGUCAAAGCCUGUCUCAAAUCCUCAGUUUUAUGGACUCAUGUUAACGUACUGUCUUUGAAAAUUAAUAUGCGCGUUCAUAUGCAACAUGAUUUGAGAGCAGAAGAAUUUUCAAAGUUACUCAUUGAUAUAGGGAAUGGACAAAUUUCAGAAGUUGACGGACGAAUAAGUAUUCCGGAUAACCUAGGUGAUAUUGUUGAUGAUUUAACUACAUUAACUGAUAAAAUAUACCCAGAUAUCAAUAAAAUUGGAGUUAAUUACUCUUCAUGGCUAAAAGAAAGAGCUAUUCUGACUCCAACUAAUGAUUCAGCAAAUAGCAUUAACAACUUUCUUCUGGAAAAGCUAUCAACUAAUCAAAUGAAGUAUAAAUCUAUUGAUACAGUCGUAGAAGUUGAUGAUGCUGUCCAUUAUCCUGUCGAGUUCUUACAUACACUCAAUCCACCCGGAAUACCAUCUCAUAUUCUCAAUCUUAAAAUUGGAGCACCAAUAAUGUUAUUGCGCAAUUUGAAUCCUCCGAAACUAUGUAACGGUACCAGACUACAAGUGAAAAAUUUACAUAAAAAUAUUAUUGAAGCUACAAUUUUAACAGGUAAACAUGAAGGAGAAGUCGUAUUUAUUCCAAGAAUUCCUUUGGUUCCAUCUGACUACCAUUUCAACUUCAAACGUCUACAAUUUCCUGUUAGGGUUUGCUAUGCUAUGACUAUCAAUAAAGCGCAGGGGCAGAGUUUAAAAUUAGCUGGUGUAGAUUUGAGACAUGAUUGUUUUUCUCAUGGUCAGUUUUACGUGGCAUGCUCAAGAGUCAGUUCACCGGACAACUUGAUUAUUCUUCAACCAGAAAAAAAGACGAAAAACAUUGUUUACAAGGAAGUUUUAAGUUUGUAA